GUUCCCAUUAUUCCAUCUUCUCUCUCUACCCUCCUCUUUCUAUAUCUCUAUUCCUCCUUCCACACUGCUUUAUAUUGUUGUAGACAAAAUCUUAAAAGUGAUCUCUCAGAUUCUGGAAUACUUAUUAUGUUAUGUUUUGGAGGAAAUUGGUAAAGAAACAUUUUCUAUAAGGUAAGUGCAGUGCAGUACGUCUUGAAGGGCUUCUUUAAGUGAGUUUUGGGGCAUGAGCUUAGAACAUGCAUGUUAUCAAUGACCUUCUUUGGAGAGAAUCACAGCUUGGCCACUCUUCUUUCCAGGCAUGGGAACAAAGAUUGUUGAGCCAAUUACGACAAACUCAUUUGGGUUAAAGAGUGUUAAUCGUGGUGGAUUUAUCAGAUUUGGUGUUAAUGGUCAACGGAAAUCUCCAAAGGCCAAUGGAUAGGUCUCUUGAAAAGCAAAAAGCUGAAUCGAUCAGACAUACAAUGCAAACCCAAGAAGAUGUUUUCAAGCAACAGGUACGAGAGCUGCAUAGAGUAUAUAAUAUACAGAAAAUGAUGAUGGACCAGCUCAAACAUAGAAGCCAAUAUUGUACUAUUAACAACAAAGACCAAACCGGUCCAAGAGAGAGAAUCAGAAGCUGGUCAGGCAUAGACCUCGAAAGUGAGGUUAGAGCGAGGAACAAAACUACGGAUCAUAUUGAAGAGAGCGAACUAGAACUGACAUUGAGCAUUGGAAUGUCUUCUUCAUCUACGAACAAGGACAUGGACUACUCAUCGACAACGUCGUUUAGAUCAUCAUCAGAUAACUGUAAUAAUCAGAGCAAUGAUAACAAUAACAGUAAUAAUCAAGAAAGUAGUGGACCAAACACGCCUAUGAGCAGCUCAAGUACGACGUCGUUGGAUCGAGAGAAGAAGAGAUCUCAUUGGCUCUUUCAAGGAUUGAGUAUUAACCGAACUUCUUGAUUUUUGUUAAUUCACCGACUCUUUAUUUUUCCUUCUUCGUCUUCUUCUUGAUUUUUUUUUCCCCUUUGUAUCUGAUUUAUUACUAUUGUAUUAUUGUUUACCAGAUUU
Molecule: messenger RNA, 1049 nt
Organism: Brassica oleracea var. oleracea
Lineage: Eukaryota; Viridiplantae; Streptophyta; Magnoliopsida; Brassicales; Brassicaceae
Product: serum response factor homolog A-like
Exons: 3
Coding region: 387-941 (184 amino acids)
Source: RefSeq, a predicted model, not a curated record